Cuculus canorus (common cuckoo) is the source of this 4299-nucleotide messenger RNA. RefSeq names its product phosphatidylinositol transfer protein membrane associated 1 (gene PITPNM1). NCBI's taxonomy places the organism in Eukaryota, Metazoa, Chordata, Aves, Cuculiformes, Cuculidae. Gene Ontology annotation, cellular component: cytoplasm. The coding region runs from base 310 to 3876 and encodes 1188 amino acids. Gene Ontology annotation, molecular function: metal ion binding; phosphatidylcholine intramembrane carrier activity; phosphatidylinositol binding. The record is from RefSeq and is a predicted model, not a curated record. Gene Ontology annotation, biological process: phospholipid transport. The transcript is spliced from 22 exons.
AAAGAGCCGAAGUGUGAGCGGGCGGGGGGCGAGGAGAGCCGAGCGCAGUCGGAAAGAGCCAAAGGCAGACGAAGACGGGCGGGCGGGGGGCGAGCGCAGCCGGAAAGAGCCGAAGUGUGAGCGGGCGGGGGGCCAGCGCAGCCGAACGCGUCCGGAAAGAGCCGAAGUGGGGCGCGCGGAGCAGAGCGAGCGGGGGGCGCGCGGAGCCGAGCGCAGCCGAAGCCGGCCGGUCGGGGGGCGCGUUACCAUGGGAGCGGCGCGGGCCGGGCCGGGGUAACGGCGGCCCCGCAGGCGCUGCCCCCCGCCGCCAUGCUCAUCAAGGAGUACCACAUCCUGCUGCCCAUGAGCCUGGAGGAGUACCAGGUGGCCCAGCUGUACAUGAUCCAGAAGAAAAGCCGCGAGGAGUCGAGUGGCGAGGGCAGCGGGGUGGAGAUCCUGGCCAACCGACCCUACAGCGAUGGCCCUGGUGGCAGCGGCCAGUACACCCACAAAAUCUACCACGUGGGCUCGCACAUCCCCAGCUGGUUUCGGGCGCUACUCCCCAAAGCCGCGCUGCAGGUGGAGGAGGAAUCCUGGAAUGCCUACCCCUACACCCGCACCAGGUACACCUGUCCCUUUGUGGAGAAGUUCUCCAUUGAGAUCGAGACAUAUUACCGGCCGGAUGCGGGCCAGCAGACCAACGUCUUCAACCUGAGCGUGGCUGAGAAGAGGCAGAGGAUUUUGGAUACCAUCGACAUUGUGCGUGACCCAAUCUCCCCUGGGGAAUACAAACCUGAGGAGGACCCCAAGCUCUACCGCUCGGUCAAGACGGGCCGGGGCCCGCUGGGGGAUGACUGGCUGGAGGUGGCUGCCAGUGGGCCCCUGAUGUGCGCAUACAAGCUCUGCAAGGUGGAGUUUCGCUACUGGGGGAUGCAGUCCAAAAUCGAGCAGUUUAUCCAUGAUGUGGGUUUGCGGAAGGUGAUGCUGCGUGCCCAUCGCCAGGCUUGGUGCUGGCAGGAUGAAUGGACGGACCUGACAAUGGAGGAUAUCCGGCAGCUGGAGGAGGAGACGGCACGGAUGCUAGCGCAGAAGAUGGCCAAGUGUGGUGAAACUGAGGAGCUUCCCACCCCUGGGCCCAGCCCCGAGGGGCAGCCAGAGCCUGGGGAUGCCAGCGGGCAGGAGGGGACUGAGGUCCAAGGAGGGGCUGAUGCCUCCCCUGAUGAUACCUUUGCCAAGCAGUGGUCCACCUCUUCACGAUCCUCUUACUCUUCCCAGCAUGGAGGGGGGGUGUCUCCUCAGAGCCUGUCUGAGUGGCGGAUUCAGAACAUUGCCCGUGACUCUGAGAACAGCUCCGAAGAGGAAUUUUUCGAUGCUCACGAGGACCUGUCCGACAGCGAUGACGUCUUUGCAAAGGAGAUUACGAAGUGGAGCUCCAAUGACUUCUUGGACACUCUGGAGCGGCCGGUGGAGCUGGACGAAGCUCUGGGGGACGCAGCCAGCGCUGCCAAGGUGGAUGCUGAAGGACUAGGAGCGUCUGGCUUCCCCGAGGGCAGCUCGGUGGACAGCACAGCGCAGGCAUGCCGGAUCCACGCCCUCUUCCUCAUCCUCCACAGCGGCAACAUCCUGGACCAGGGAGUGGGUGAGCCAGGCUCCAAGCAGGCGGAUGUGCAGACGCUGGCGGCCACCUUCGAUGCUGUCACCCGUGUCCACUUCCCCGAGGCACUGGGGCACGUGGCGUUGCGCCUGGUGCCCUGCCCACCCAUCUGCGCCGCUGCCUACGCCCUCGUCUCCAAGCUUAGCCCCUACAGCCAUGACAGGGACAGCCUGUCCAGCAGCCAGGACCACAUCCCACUGGCAGCCCUCCCGCUGCUGGCCACCUCCUCAGCAAGCUACCAGCACGCCGUGGGCAUUGUCAUCACCCGCGCCAACCAGGCCUACAGCGCCUUCCUGCGCUCUGGGGAGGGAGCUGGCUUCUGUGGCCAGAGCACAGAGCCCAUUUCCCCCGAGCUGUGCAGCAGCAGGGAUCCGCUGGCUGAUGGAGCAGACGGAGCAGCAGGGGCAGGGCAGGCCAGCCCCGAGCUGGGCACACAGCCACCCUGCCGGGAGCAGGGGGAGAGCCACCAGCACAGCUCCUCAUGCAGCCUGCAGGCCAGCGAGGUCCCGCUGGAGGCAGAGGCACUGCGGAGCGGCACCGCGGCGCUGGAUGGGGUGGAGGGCACCAGCACCCGCCUCGAUUUUAAGGUAUCCGGCUUCUUCCUCUUUGGCUCCCCGCUGGGGCUGGUGCUCGCGCUGCGCAAGACCGUCAUGCCCACUCUGGAUGUGGCCCAGCUGCGUCCUGCCUGUGAGCAGAUCUACAACCUCUUCCAUGCGGCCGAUCCCUGCGCCUCUCGCCUGGAGCCCCUCUUGGCCAAAGCCUUCCAUGCCAUCCCGCCACUCAGCGUGCCCCGCUACCAGAAAUACCCCCUGGGUGAUGGCACUUCCUCCCUGCUGGCGGAGGCCCUGCAGACGCACUCUGCCCUGUUCCUGCCUGAAGCGGACGUGGCCGCUCCCCCUACUCCCACCGGCAGCUUUGGGGGCUUCUGGAGGGGCAGCGAGCUGGGAGAGCCCCCAACUCCUGCCAACACCAGUGAAGUCGUCAAGAUUCUGGAGCGCUGGUGGGGCCUGAAGCGCAUCGACUACUCCCUGUACUGCCCUGAUGCCCUGACCGCCUUCCCCACCAUCACCUUGCCCCAUCUCUUCCACGCCAGCUAUUGGGAGUCUUCUGAUGUGGUGGCUUUCAUCCUGCGCCAGGUGAUGGAGAAGGAGGGGCCACAGCCAGCAGAGAGCGAGGAGAGCUCUAUCUACAGCCCCGCUAUCCCCCGGGAGAAGUGGCAGCGCAAGCGCACCCAAGUGAAGAUCCGGAAUGUGACAGCCAACCACCGGGCCUGUGAUGUGAUCAUCUGCGAGGGCAAAGCGCAGGUCCUCAGCGGGCGCUUCAUGUAUGGACCCCUGGAUGUGGUGACGCUGACUGGGGAGAAGGUGGACAUCUACAUCAUGACGCAGCCACUGUCAGGGAAGUGGUUGCACUAUGGCACCGAGGUGACAAGCGGCAGCGGGCGCCUGACCUUCACCAUCCCUCCAGACAAGGCUCUGGCCAUCGGCAUCUACCCUGUGCGCAUGGUGGUCAGGGGGGAUCACAGCUAUGCUGAGGCCUACCUGACAGUGGUGGCCCGGGGCACCGAAUCGGUCGUGUUCAGCAUUGAUGGCUCCUUCACUGCCAGCGUCUCCAUCAUGGGCAGUGACCCCAAAGUGCGGGCCGGGGCUGUCGAUGUUGUACGGCACUGGCAGGACUCGGGCUACAUGAUCAUCUACGUGACGGGGCGCCCCGACAUGCAGAAGCAUCGUGUGGUGGCCUGGCUCUCCCAGCACAACUUCCCCCAUGGCGCCGUCUCCUUCUGCGAUGGGCUUACCCACGACCCCCUGCGCCAGAAAGCCGCCUUCCUCCAGAGCCUGCUCACCGAGGCAGAGAUCACCAUUGUUGCUGGCUAUGGUUCCACCAAGGACAUCUCCGUCUACAGCUCACUGGGGCUGGCACCGGCCAACAUCUACAUCGUGGGCCGAGCCGUCAAGAAGUUCCAGAACCAGUGCCAGUUCCUGUCCGAGGGCUACGUAGCCCACUUGGCACAGCUGGAAGCUGUGGCCUUGGCCAACUCCCCCAAAGGACCCCCCCGGCCUGUGCUGGGCAAAGGCACCUAUGGCUGUCCGGCACCUGUCGACUUCCUACGGAAGCAGAGCCAGCUCCUGCGGUCGCGGGGCUCCAGCCAGGUGGAGCGGGAUGGGGGUCCCCCGUCGGCAGCCUCCGGCCUGCCCAGGACCAAGCCCCGCAGCGUCAGCCUCAAGCUGGAAGGUGAGGAGUGAGUCCGCCCUCUGUCCGCAGCCUUCAUUUCCCAGCCGGGAGCGCGUGGGGCUGGAGCCUGCCAUGGGCCCAGAGCUGAUAGGAAGGAAGACAAAGGUGCUGGGUUCCCUGAGACUGAGGGUUUGUGGGAGGUGGUGCUCGGAGCCACCCCAAGGGUCAGAGCGAUCCCGUCGGAGCUGAGCCACCCCUCGGCCCCACUGCUUCCCCCCAGCUCUGCCUCCACCCCGCUGCCCCAUCCCCUUGGUCUUUGAGGGGUGCAGAGCUGCUGCCCGGCAGUGCUGGGGCAGAUUCGCCCUCAGGGGAGCCAGUGCGAAGCUUCCCGGGCUCGUCUGUCCCUGGGCAGUGUUGGGGGGCCUGUGGAUAUGCCCCAGGGCAAGCGGCACCUCUCUGCUCCCCACCUAUUUAUUUCCGUUCGGUGUCGCCAG